AUGAUUGCAGCCUACUUUGCUGCAAGUCCUAAGGUCGCAGGCUAUGAACAUAGAGAGGCCGCCCACUGUAAGCAACGUUGGCACAAGAUCAACUAUCUUGUCAACAAGUUCUGUGGGGCGUACGAAGCUGCAAGUAGAGAGAAGAGCAGCGGUCAAAAUGAAAAUGAUGGAAGCGGUAAAAGAAGGAAGCUUGAUGACGGUGCACAUUCCUCAACUUCUGCUCCAUCCGAAAACAAUACUGCUGAAACUGAUCAAGCGACCACUCGUCCCCCCGGUGUUAAGGCUUCAAAGCGACAUGGUAAGCAAAAGACAAAGGCAGAGGGGAAGUCGAUCUCUGAGUACCAGACCAUGUUGAGCAUCAGGAAGGAGGAUCUCACUAUGAAGGAACGGCUUUCGAAGAUUAAGCUACUAGAUAGUUUGAUUGCCAAACCGGAACCGCUAGCUGAGUAUGAAGAAGCUCUGAAGCAGAAGCUUAUUACCGAGUUGUUGUCCUGA
This is a messenger RNA of Brassica oleracea var. oleracea, 495 nucleotides long. Its product is annotated as glutathione S-transferase T3-like. The transcript has 2 exons. Lineage: Eukaryota; Viridiplantae; Streptophyta; Magnoliopsida; Brassicales; Brassicaceae. The record is from RefSeq and is a predicted model, not a curated record. Bases 1 to 495 code for a protein of 164 amino acids.